This is a messenger RNA of Trypanosoma brucei brucei TREU927, 1008 nucleotides long. RefSeq lists its product as hypothetical. NCBI's taxonomy places the organism in Eukaryota, Euglenozoa, Kinetoplastea, Trypanosomatida, Trypanosomatidae. Bases 1 to 1008 code for a protein of 335 amino acids. The transcript has a single exon. The record is from RefSeq and is a predicted model, not a curated record.
AUGAAAGAAGUUAAAGGGGAAAAUGAGUUUUUAAGCUGCAAUGUGGAACUGUCAGAAGGUGUUGAAGAUAUUGCUGAUGCCUUAAAACUUUGGGAGGAUCAAUUAUAUGCAGUAGAGCCACUUCUUGCAAUAUCGCUCAAGCUUCAACACCUCCAAGACACCACUCGCGGCAUUGUUGCAUCACUUGCCACUUCCAAAAAGAAAUUACUGCAAUCCACAAGAUGCCACAAAUAUAAGCGUCAAUAUUUACUAAAAAUGGAAGACACACCAAAGAAAGAAACAGCGUUAUCGGAUUUUUCUUCACCCGAUCCAAUUGAUGAAUAUGUGCGGCUGCAUAAAUGCAAGAGGGCGAGGGAUGUAAAUGUAAAUGUAAAUGCAAAUGCAAAUACGGAUGCGGGUGAUGUUUCGUUGAGUGUUACCGCUGAGGAACAUCAGACAUGUGUGGAGGCGCUUCUUCGAUGGGUUGAUGAAUCCAUGCCAUCGGUUGCGGAACCUCAUCUCACAGCCUCACGGAAGAAAUUAGUCGCUCUCCUCACAAAAGGGGAAUCACAUGGAAAAGCAAAACCAACUAAAGAAACGCUCAGUAAUGCUGAUGCAUUUUGUAGUAAGCAUUGGGCAUAUUAUGCGGAGCAGCUGCAUGCCGCACACAAUGAUGAAUAUGCGGCACUUAGGCGGGUGUGUGCUACGGAUAUCGGUGAGAGAAUUCGCUCUCAAAUGAAGUGGGAACAGUCACAAAGCAAUUCAGUUCAUGUCGUCACGCCUGCUGCUUCUGCUGGUGGUCUUCAGAGAAGUUUCACGCAGUUGUUAGGCGCAAAGGAUGCAUUGGCGGAUUGUCAAAAAGCUGUUACGGUUUUAUUAUCGCUUCUGGGUGGCGCACUUGAUGAAUACGAUGAACAAACGCACAACGUCAUCAAACGCGAAGAGGCAUUUUGGAACAACGUACGAAUUGCUGAAUGUGAAAGUGAAGCGUUACGUUCCUUGUCUCUUCGUGUCAAAAAGCAUUGUUGA